ACUGUAAUGAAUUAAUUAUUAUUAUUUUAGAGAAGCCGUGAUGGAAUUCUUGUAAUUUCCAAAGAUACGCAAUAACUAACCUGGGGGGGGUGGGGAUAUUUAACUUUUAAAAUGAGAGAUUAGUGCUAGUGUUGCUUUUAAAUAAAAGGAUCAUUUUAAAAUAUAUAUGUGUAGCUUUUGAUUAAACGGAGCGUUCUGGGGUCUCUUGAUCAGAAUGCUUCAGUAGCUACACGUGCAAACAACACAACUCGAACAAACACGUCGAGUAUUCGGGAUGAAUAUCUGUUUAACAAACGCUCUGGGACAUUGCAUUUAAAACACGGGUAACACUUUCGCUAGCAUUGCUGUGGUGCUGCGUUGACAGGACAAGGCUCCAGUUAAUAACUUGGCAUUUUUCUAAACUUUGAUUUCUUUUAGUUUAACGAGUCAUAUCAAAAGGACUAUUCAUAUAUAAUGUAUUUAGUGACCUUUUUUUAACCAAAUCAGGGGGGUUAAAUGCUGUAGGGUUUUCCUGUGUUUAUGAAUGGCAGCGUUGUGUUUCAUUGGCUAUUCCGGGUUUAAAAACGUUUUGCACGAACCAGCAGGGUUUAAAAACGUUUUGCACGAACCAGCAGGGUUUAAAAACGUUUUGCACGAACCAGCGGGGUUUAAAAACGUUUUGCACUAACCAGCGGGGUUUAAAAACGUUUUGCACGAACCAGCGGGGUUUAAAAACGUUUUGCACGAAGCAGCAGGGUUUAAAAACGUUUUGCACGAAGCAGCUGGUGUUUUAAGAAGAACCCGUUUUGAGCAGCCAGCGCUCGACUCCUCUCGGACCUGAAUGGGGUUAAACGGUUUUGUUAUUUUGAAGGACCGGUCUGGGAGAUGAAGACCUGUUUGAUCGCGCUGUGCCUGUGCGCGGCCGCCUUGCUGCUGCAGAGCGUGAACGGAAGGAGAGGCCAGGAUCUGCACUGUGGAGCCUGCCGAGCCCUGGUGGAUGAGAUGGAGUGGGAGAUAUCUCAGAUCGAUCCCAAGAAAACGAUUCAGGCAGGAUCCUUCAGGAUCAACCCGGACGGCAGCCAGUCCAUCAGAGAGGUUCCCUUUGCUCGCUCCGAGUCCAGCCUGCUGGAGGUGAUGGAGCGCGUCUGUGAGAAGAUGUCGGAGUACGCUGAGAAGCAGGACCCCGGCUCUCAGCGCCCCUCCUACGAGCGGAUCGUCUCCCGGGACGGCAAGAAGACGGACCUGUCGGGGAGCAGGUUCGACACGCGGGCCGCCGCCAGCCUCAAGUUCACUUGCGAGGCUAUCGUGGAGAAGUACGAAGAUGAGCUGAUUGAGUUCUUCUCUCACGAAACGGAGAACGUCAAAGACAAGCUGUGCAGCAAGCGAACAGAUCUCUGCGACCACGCGCUCCACAUACCUCACGAUGAGCUCUGAGGAUGAGUUUUUCUCGUCGUCUAACAGAACCGGAUCCGUCCAGCUGACCCUUUUGACUUUUUGCAAAACUGGUUCCAACAAACUGAGCCCAGAAGAUCUGAUCCAGCUCCAGCCAAAAAGAGUUUCAUCACCCCCCCUUCAGAAUGAACUCGUUCUGCUUCACAAAGUCCAGUGAAACCUGUCGAAGCAUGUUACGAUAACAUGCUGCAUUACACACCACAGCUUUACAGUUUUCCCAGAAACUGCAACAUGUGACCUUUUGAAAUCUAACUUGAAAUACUGUACUGCUGUUCUGGCUUCCUUUGCGAUAUUUCUUUGAUUUGAUUUGCGUGAUGUUAAAUAAAAUAUCUAAAUUAUGUUCA
Acipenser ruthenus (sterlet) is the source of this 1775-nucleotide messenger RNA. Its product is annotated as protein canopy homolog 2. Bases 865 to 1413 code for a protein of 182 amino acids. Gene Ontology annotation, cellular component: endoplasmic reticulum. The record is from RefSeq and is a predicted model, not a curated record. Lineage: Eukaryota; Metazoa; Chordata; Actinopteri; Acipenseriformes; Acipenseridae. The transcript has 5 exons.